Aquila chrysaetos chrysaetos is the source of this 1024-nucleotide messenger RNA. It is a transcript of the gene TP53RK, whose product is annotated as TP53 regulating kinase. Gene Ontology annotation, molecular function: protein serine/threonine kinase activity; ATP binding. The record is from RefSeq and is a predicted model, not a curated record. Gene Ontology annotation, cellular component: EKC/KEOPS complex; nucleus; cytosol. The coding region runs from base 27 to 884 and encodes 285 amino acids. The transcript has 2 exons. Lineage: Eukaryota; Metazoa; Chordata; Aves; Accipitriformes; Accipitridae. Gene Ontology annotation, biological process: protein phosphorylation.
GCGCUCUGUAGCGGCGCCUCCUUGUGAUGGCGGCGGCAGAAACGGAGGCGGGCGGCCUGUGCUCUGGCAUGGCUGGGGCCGCGGGCCCUGCGGUGGACGAGGCCGGGGCCGCGGCCGCGGCCGCGGGUCCUGCGGUGGACGAGGCGGGGGCCGAGGCCCCUGCGGUGGACGAGGCGGGGGCCGCGGCCGCGGACGAGGCCGAGGCGCCGCCGCCGCCGCUGCCGGGGCUGCAGCUGGUGCAGCAGGGCGCCGAGGCACGCGUUUACCGGGGGCUCUUCCUCGGGCGGGCGGCGGUGGCCAAGCUCCGCAUCCCGAAGCGGUACCGCCACCCGGCGCUGGAGGAGCGGCUGAGCCGGCGGCGCACGGCGCAGGAGGCGCGGUCGCUGCUGCGGUGCCGGCGGGCAGGGAUUUCAGCUCCAGUGGUCUACUUCGUGGAUUAUGUCACCAACUCCAUAUAUCUUGAAGAUAUUGUAGGCUCAAUUACUGUUCAAGAUCAUAUUAAUUCUGUACAACAGAGUGGAAAUGAUACCAGUAGCCUCCUUACCUUAGCAGAGAAGAUGGGCGAGCUGUUAGCAAGAAUGCACGAUGAAGAUCUUAUACAUGGGGAUCUUACAACUUCCAAUAUACUUCUGCGGCCACCCACAGAGAAGCUGGACUUGGUGCUGAUAGACUUUGGACUCAGUUUUAUUUCAGGUCUUCCGGAGGAUAAAGGAGUUGAUUUGUAUGUUCUGGAAAAAGCCUUCCUUAGCACUCAUCCAGAUACCGAAACUAUGUUUAAAGCUUUGCUAAAGACCUAUGCAGCUACAUCUAAGAAAUCUGGUCCUGUGAUCAAAAGGCUAGAUGAAGUACGACUAAGGGGAAGGAAGAGAUCCAUGAUUGGGUAGAAGAGGGCAGGCUUAGGGAUGGAGAAAUAUUACUACUUAGGUUCUGCAAAUAUGGUUAUUUAUAUUUCUAGUUGGUUUUAUUUCAGAGAUCACUAUUUUGAUAACUGUGUCCUCAAAUAAAUAAAUUUGAAUGAGUUUAA